AUGAUAGAAGAUAAAGGAGUUCAAAUUAUUAAGUCGGCAUCUAAGGAACGAAUAGUGUCAUACAGAAUUACUACAGAAAAAAAUAUUCUAGAUGUAAAACAAUAUUUUAAAGAAUUAGAAGUCAAAAUUCUGUGUAUACUAGACAACCAACUCACAAAGCAUACCCGCAUUAAAAUCAAUAUGGAACUUUUUGGUUAUUACUAUAAUCCUACUACUAAUAACCAUGAUGUCAAAUCAUUCAACACACCUUUUAAAGUAGUUUGUAAAAGCACCGAAAUGAAAGAUUUGGUAGAAGAAUUUUUAAUGAUUAUUGACAACAAGGCUGACGUGUUCGAUGAAAAAGAUUCCGGAUGGAUCUUACUUAAUUUUCUUUACUUGGAGAUUAAUAUUAAUAAAUUCAACCCAAUGAGAGCAUCAUCGUUUGUUGAACUUCCUCCUGAGAUAGUACGACGUCAAGCUAUAGUCAACAUUAGAAACAACGAUGACUACUGCUUUGCUUGGUCUAUAGUAGCAGCUCUUUAUCCCCCAAAAGGUGUCGACUUUUUUACAUCAUCGUAUCCACACUAUUCAACAGUUUUGAACACUGCAGGUAUUGAUUUUCCAGUGUCAUUAAAAGACAUUAAAAAAUUUGAAAUUCAAAAUAAUAUAUCGAUUAAUGUAUACGGUUUAGAAAAAUAUUUUAAUAAAAUUUCUAAUAGUGAAGAAUAUGAAGUAAUAGGGCCUUUACAUAUUUCAAGUGAUAGAAAAAAUGUACAUGUUAAUUUAUUAUUGAUAAGUGAUGAUGAUGGAAAUCUUCAUUAUUGCUACAUUUCCGAUCUUUCAAGAUUAGUUUCUAAGCAACUGAGUAAACACCAUGGAAGAAAAUACUUGUGCAAUGGAUGCCUUCAAUAUUUUGAUACAGAACAAAAAUUACAAAACCAUAAUAGUUAUGAUUGUGAUCAUAUUAGAAUUAGUUUACCUUCUAAAGAAUUACAUAAGGAUAAGUUUGGAAAUGUAGCAUAUGAAAAUAUAUUGAAAUAUGUAAAUUAUCAAAAACAAAUGGAAGUCCCUUUUGUAAUUUAUGCCGAUUUUGAAUGCAUUCUGAAACCUUUAAAUAAUAAUGAUAAUGUAGAAGACCCAAAUAGUUCAUAUACUGUAAAAAAAAUUGAACACGUUCCCCAUUCCUUUGCAUAUUACAUAUAAUGUUCAUUUGAUGAUACAUAUUCUAAAUUUGAAAGUUAUAGAGGUUUGAAUAGCGUCCAAGUUUUUAUAGAUUCUUUGGAAAAAGAUGUGUUAAACUUAUACCACAUAUUUUUAAAAAAAAAUAAAAAAAUUAAUACUUUGACGGAAUUAGAAAAAAUUAGACACAACUAUGCCACAGAUUGUCAUAUUUGCGACAAACCACUUUUAGAUGAUAAAGUUGCUGAUCAUUGUCAAAUUACUGGUAACUAUAGAGGACCAGCUCAUUCUUUAUGUAACUUAAACUAUAAAAUUCCUAAUUAUAUUCCAGUUAUAACACACAACUUACGUAAUUACGACUGCCACCUAUUUAUAACAAGCCUAUGUUCAAAUAAAGAACAAUUAAAAGUAAUUGCACAAAACAAGGAAAAAUAUAUUUCUUUUGAAAAACAAAUCCAUGUAGACAAUUAUUUUGAUAAGCAUACUAAAUGUAUUAAACAAAAGAAUCUAUCACUUAGGUUUAUUGAUUCUUUUCAGUUUCUAUCCUUUUCUUUAUCAAAACUUUCCGAUACCCUAAAAGAUGAACAAUGUGUAGAAGUAAGAAAAUUUUUUGAUGAUGAUGAAAAAUUUAGUCUUAUUCGUCAGAAAGGUGUAUUUCCGUAUAGUUAUAUUGAUAGUUUUGAAAAACUAGAUGAACAGUUUUUACCAGAAAAAGAAAAAUUUUAUAAUAGUUUAACAGACCAACAUAUUUCUGACCAAGAAUAUCAAAGAGCUCUUAAAGUUUGGAAAUUAUUUGAGUGUAAAUCCAUAGGACAAUAUUCAGAUAUUUAUUUGAUGUCUGACACAAUACUUUUAGCUGAUAUUUUCGAAAAUUUUCGAAAAACAUGUUUAUCCACAUAUAAACUAGACCCUGCACACUUUUAUACAUUUCCCGGCUUAUCAUGUAAGGCUUGUUUACGUUAUACAGGUAUAGAAUUGGAAUUAUUAACUGAUCCGGAUAUGUUGCAUUUUUUCAAAAAUAGCGUUCGUGGUGGGGUUAGUUCUUGUAUAACAAGAAAAUCUGAAGCAAAUAAUCCUUUUCUUUCAAGCUACGAUGCAUCAAAACCGCAUAAAUACACAAUGUACUAUGAUGCAACAAAUUUAUACGGGUUUGCAAUGUCCCAAUAUCUGCCAAUGGGUGAUUUUGUAUGGUUAACAGAAAAAGAAAUAGAAAAUUUAGAUAUUUUUUCUAUUUCUAACACUUCAAAUACCGGAUAUG
Messenger RNA from Sitophilus oryzae (rice weevil), 2416 nucleotides. RefSeq lists its product as uncharacterized. The record is from RefSeq and is a predicted model, not a curated record. The coding region runs from base 1 to 1182 and encodes 393 amino acids. NCBI's taxonomy places the organism in Eukaryota, Metazoa, Arthropoda, Insecta, Coleoptera, Curculionidae. The transcript is spliced from 2 exons.